Molecule: messenger RNA, 1947 nt
Organism: Hirsutella rhossiliensis
Lineage: Eukaryota; Fungi; Ascomycota; Sordariomycetes; Hypocreales; Ophiocordycipitaceae
Product: calponin-like domain-containing protein
Exons: 3
Coding region: 1-1947 (648 amino acids)
Molecular function (GO): protein binding
Source: RefSeq, a predicted model, not a curated record
AUGGCUUCCGUCACGUCCCUCGACAAGGACCUGCGCAAGCUGCGCCUCGACAAAUACACACCCGCCGCUGCCAGCGAGGCCCGUUCGUGGAUCGAGGAAAGACUCGGCGAGAAACUCCCUUCGCCUGAUCUCCUCGAAGCCCUGAAAGAUGGCGUUGCCCUGUGCAAGCUCGUCAACAUGGCCCUUCCUCCGCCCGGUGUCAAGUUCAAGCAGUCCGCCAUGCCCUUUGUCCAGAUGGAGAACAUCUCUAUCUUCCUCCGCGCCUGCCAGGCCCCGCCCCUCAACCUGCACCAGCACGACAUCUUCCUCACCGUCGACCUAUUUGAGCAAAAAGACCCGACCCAGGUAUUGCAGUGCCUCGGCGCCUUUAGCAGAGCUGCCAACGCCGCCGACCCCGUCACCUUCCCUACCACCAUGGGACCCCGAUCGCGAAUAGGAGGCGUGAGUCCCCAGGCCACCGGUCCCGCUUCCCCGAUAGCCCUCCGCAACAGGGGUGCUUCCAUCGCCAGCAACUCCUCCUCCGCCUACGGCGCCUCCAGGCCAGUUCUGCCCCACCGGACCGGCUCACCGAGCCGUGUCAGCACCUGGAGCAGGAGGGAUCAAGAAUCCGUCACGUCUCCAGCGUGGAACAUUGCCCAGUAUGGCUACAUGGGGGGCGCCAGCCAGGGCAACCUGGGAAUCUCGUUUGGUGGACGGAGACAAAUCACCGGGGCUGGACCUCAGGUCCCUAGCCUUGCUGAGAAGGAGCGCCUUCGAAGAGAAGAGGAGGAGCGCCAACGCCAAGAAUCAGAGGAGGAGGAGGGCCGCCGCCGCGCAGAGGCUGAGGCGGAAGAGGAGCAGGCCAAGAGAGAGGAAGAGCGCAGGUGGGAGGAGGAGACGGAACGACUACGCGAGGCGGAGCGGCGCAAGGCCGAAGAGGAGCAGCGCCAAUGGGAUGAACAGGAGCGGCAAUGGCAGCAGACGGAACAGAAGCGCCGCCAGGAAGAGCAGGAGGCGCAGGCCCGCCUCGAAGAAGAGCGCCGCCGCGUCAGGAGCCGGAGCGACAACCGACUGCGAGGCCAAUUUUUGAGCCAGUACCAGGCCGAGCAGGACGACGCGGACAGUAGCCCCAGCGGCCAGGUCAGGGAGCUGGAAAAGGCGCUCGAGCUAGCUCGCCAACGCGAGGCCGAGUACGAACGCGAGCGCCAACAGCGGGCCCCGCGUCCUGGCAGGGCCGUCAGCGAAAAGGCGGCGCCUCGCCCGCCGCCCCCGGUCAAGAGCUCGAGCCGUGUCAAGACGCGCGUCGACUCAUGGUCCAAGAACGAGCGCGAAUUUCUACAGACACAGUGGGAGCAAGAGCAGGAACAAAAGGCGGCGCAAGAAGCCCAAGUGGCGGCACCCGACAACGCCCAGCCCGACGCCGAGUCACCCGUCGCCUCCCCACGGCCCCUGCCCGACCCAACCGCCGCCGCCGGGCCCAAGAGCAGAAGCUCCACCGCCGGAAGCCGGCCACUCCCCGAUCCAGCAAAGCAUAGCUCCCCAGCGACGCCGCAGAGCCGGACGGACCGCCUCGUCAGUGCCGGUCACACACCGGCGUCGCAGCCGUCGCCUUCGCAGCCGCAACCGACGUACUCGCAUGAGCUCGACGCGACGGCGAGGCGCGACGGUGAGGACCGGCGCCGGGUGCAGAGCCAAAGCAAGGCCAGGGCCGACGCGUGGGCGUCCAAGUCGCUGCUCGAACGCGAGAUGGAGAUGGAGCGCCAGCGCCAGCGCGAGUGGGAGGAGGCGCAGAAGGAGACGGCGAAGGCAGUGCGCUCGGGCGACGGCGGCGGCGUCGACGGCCGCUGGGACGUGGGCCAGUGGAGCGGCUACACGGGCGGCGACGGUCAGAACCGGGGGACGCAGGGCAUCGGGGCCGGGAGGAGGCAGAUUGUCGGCCCGCGCCCGCUGCCGGGGUCCAAUCACUGA